AUGCGUGAGGAGGCUAGGCGAUUGUUUUAUCCUUCUGCUAAUUGGCUGCAGAUUAAAGGUUGUUGGAUUUGGGAUAAUAUUCGGGAAAGAAAGGAGAAGGUUAGUUGGCAUCGGCUUGUAUGGUUUCCGGCUCAUGUUCCAAAAUUUUCCUUAAUUUCUUGGAUGUCGAUUCUUGACAGAUUGCCUACAAAUGACAAAUUGGCUCGGUUUGGUAUGGUGGCUGAUAAUGUGUGUGGGUUGUGUGAGAUUGGGAUGAAAUCUCGAAAUCAUCUUUUCUUGGAGUGUUCCUAUGCGAGGGAGGUUUGGGGUGCUAUAAUGCACUCUUGUGGGUUGCAGCAAUCGGAGCUGCACUGCUGGGAAGAUAAUCUUCGAUGGAUGGUCAUGAAUAUGAAGGGAAAGUCUCUCUUGGUGUAA
Messenger RNA from Hibiscus syriacus, 414 nucleotides. RefSeq lists its product as uncharacterized. The record is from RefSeq and is a predicted model, not a curated record. Lineage: Eukaryota; Viridiplantae; Streptophyta; Magnoliopsida; Malvales; Malvaceae. Bases 1 to 414 code for a protein of 137 amino acids. The transcript has a single exon.